Messenger RNA from Fusarium poae, 2064 nucleotides. RefSeq lists its product as uncharacterized. The transcript is spliced from 4 exons. The coding region runs from base 1 to 2064 and encodes 687 amino acids. Gene Ontology annotation, biological process: peptidyl-threonine phosphorylation; peptidyl-serine phosphorylation. NCBI's taxonomy places the organism in Eukaryota, Fungi, Ascomycota, Sordariomycetes, Hypocreales, Nectriaceae. The record is from RefSeq and is a predicted model, not a curated record. Gene Ontology annotation, molecular function: ATP binding; protein serine/threonine kinase activity.
AUGCCAUCACAAACUCAUGACUCACAACUGCUGGACGCUGGUAUGGACGAUAUUGUUCACGAACAGUGGAAUGAUAUUGUUCACGAGCGGACCCUGGACAUCUACCCCGUCUCAUCAGCCCCAUCCUUUCAAAGGCCUGCCUUAGGCACUCAAGCUAGCCACGCAACUUCCAGAGUCUCAGACUAUGGCAGGAAUGUGCGGGAGAGAAAUGAAGCUGGUUGGGGACUUUCUCAAGACAACAACGCGCUUGCAGGCUUGCAACCAUCAGGUUCGUUUGAUUCCUUCCAGCGACCUCAUGUCGUCAGUGAUUCAGACCUGAACGAAACCAUCAACAUACCUAUCAAAACCCGUCUCAAUGGCGCAUUGCAGCUAGACAAACGCAACAAUGAGAAGCGAUUCCUGCCGAGCGGCGAUCUCAAGACCAUUUGCAACCACUCUACUGUCUACGAUGAACUAAUUGUCAACGGGUACGAUGGAUAUUAUGCAAAAUCCUAUUCUGCCUACGUGUGCGAGCAGCCUGCACGAGAGAUCUUCGCAGUACUGGUUUUGAUAAAUCAGAUCGAAUUCCUACCAGCCUUUAUACGUGCCGGGAUGACCGAUGAGAAUUUGCCUUUUAGUGGCAACGAACAACACACGGAACUCUGGUAUCGCAUUCCCGGUGGUAACAGACGUGCCAGGUUCUUGAACCACCCACAAGACGCAGAGAUGAUGAGGGAGUUUUACAAUAAACAGUGGUGGGUGCAUGUUCCAUUCUUGGAUUGGGACAAGGAGAACCGCAAGGCGCUGAAUUUUCGAUAUGAUCUGGGAACAGUCAUUCCUUGGACGUACAUCGGCCAGCAAGAUACAAGUGGAGGAUUCGGUGUUGUGGAAAAGGUCAAGAUCCAUCAAGACCAUCACUCUUUCACACAGUAUGACACCUUUGCGCUCAAAACUAUCAUCCGAACAUGUGACGAUGAUGACUACAAGUUCUUCCAAAAGGAAAUUGCGGCUUUCCGAAAAAUGAGACCCGGCCCUCACCUAGUGGAACUGUGUGCAACACUCGAGAUUACACCCAGUGACAACUUCAUGCUCCUAUUCCCGUGGGCCGAUGGCGGCAGCCUGGAAGAUCUAAUGAACAAGCCCAGGAAUGAUCUUCUAAAAGCCUAUAAUUUGACAGAGAAGGAAUUCGUGCGUUGGAUCGCUAUACAAUGUCGGGGUUUAAUUGAUGCUCUUGGCACUAUUCACGACACGCGUAUCAAGCAUUCGAGCAGCAGUCAAGACAGAGAUCUCAUCAACCAACACAAGGACUUUGGUAUACACGGUGACAUAAAGCCUGCAAAUAUCCUACACUUUAGUCAAGAGACGGCGCAUUGUCUUCUUGGGAAUCUCAAGGUUGCUGAUUUCGGCUUGAUCACAUUCCACACACGCGCGUCCAGAACCAUGAUCAAUCGCAAAUCAGCAUACGCGGCUUCGCAAACGUACCGGUCACCCGAACAUGACAUUGGUUAUUUCAUGUCUAAAAAGGUUGAUGUCUGGGCUCUAGGAUGCGUCUUCUCCGAGUUGAUGACUUGGGUCAUUCUUGAUGGGGAUGCGCGGCAGGAAUACCAACAAGAACGAACAAGAGAAUCAUCAUUUUCUGGGGCGACUAAGAACAAGGGACAAUGGCGCGAGGACAACUUCUUUCUAAAACAUAUUCAAAAGAAGAAACGAGCUACAAGACCACGCUCUGAAGGUCGUCGACGUAGGCCUAUAGUCAGAUCUAACCGGUUUCUUCGGCGCAGACCUAGAAUCAAGGGCGGUAUUUCUCGUAGUAUGGAAAGAAGGGGAUCUACAUCGGAAAGUCCAGAAGACUUUCAAGAAGUUCCACGACUCAAGAUCAGUGUAAAAGAGUGGAUCGAGAAACUAAUGUACCAGUCACGGUUCAGAGAAGGCUCAGCAUUCUUGGAACAUUUCUUGCGUUUUAUUUAUAGCGACAUGUUGAAUCCGGAGAGGAAACUCAGAACUGAUUGUGAUGACGCAGUCAAGUUUUUAGACAGUCAUGUACCACAGGAUGUGGAUAUGAACUACUGUUGUACCCUUAGAUGA